AUGCGAUUUUCUCCUACAACUCAAACCCCCAGCACCAACUCUCUUUCUUUCCAAACCCACAACACACCCCAUUCUCCCCCAGUUGCUGCCAUGGAUAACCGCAGAGUCGCCAAGGUGUACAGAGACCGGUCGCAGCGCGUGCGCAAAUUGCCCCCCGCCGCGGCCGGCGGCAUUUUCUCCAAAGUGAAGCGCUACUUAUCAACAAGCGGGCUCCCGGCGCGGAUUGCGUCGCUCAGAACGGGCGCAAACGAGGCUGAAACGCCGCUAAAACAGCAGCCCGGGCCCCUGCCGCCAGGCACGCCGGCGGCCGCCGAAACCUCCGCGUUUUUGCCCGUCUCCGCGGACCGCAACCGCAUCUUGCUGUCGUUUUUCCAGGAAAAGGGCUCGCAGCCGCUUUCCGAGGUGGAGUACGAGGGCGUGAUGGCGCUCUUGGACCGCUCCAAGGCGUCGGUCACGCUCCCCCUCCCCGAGCUGACGCCCGAGCGCAAAAGCGGCGAUCCGGCGGCGGCUAAAGCCGCCACAAACGCAAACAACACGUUUGCGCAGUACUCGCAAAAAGUAUUGCGCAACACCAGCGGCUACGACGCCAGCAACGCCACCAGCGUGUCGCUCGCGGCCGCGGACUACAAGCCUGCGUACCACACAUUCCAUGACGUGUCGCGCGGCAGCAUUUCCAUGAAGCGUGUGUACCCCCUUUCGGCCGUUCCGUCGCCCUACCGCACGCGGAUUCAGGUGCCGAACCUUGCUGCCCGCAAGGCGCGCCGUGUUGCGUCCGCAGCCCCGCUGAUGGCGCUGUUGGAGUCCGCGGCGGAUGCGUCCAUGGACUCGCGCUCGUUCAAGCCGAAAAGCAACACUGCCAAUUCCCUCUUGCUGAUCUUGGAUGGCGCUUCGGGGGCGCCGCACGCAGACGCCUCUGCAUCGGCCAAGAAUGCUGGUGGCAAGUCUCUCCACAACCCGUAUGCCAAGGCCAAACGGUUCACGCCGUUGCAAAAGGAGGACAUUUUCGCAAAGGCGCCUUCUCCAACGAAGGCCGACGAGAUCUCAAGAACCGUGGCGUACAACAAGGCUAAGGACUUGGCCGCCAAAGAAGAUCCCGAACCUGGCUCCUCGCUUUUCGGCACGCUGUCGCCCGGUGCGCCGGAAAAGCCCGCAUCGGCCGCCACGGACGCCCAGUCCACAAAGCCCCAGCCUGCUGGAAAGCUGGACUGCUCACCUCUGGCCUCCGGCUCAUCUAUUGACUCGCGCAAUCCCGUCGAGUCCCCCAACGCAGCUCCAGUCUCUCUUUUUGGAAGCAAGCAGUCCGCGGCUCUCGAAGGUAAGCCAAAUGACACGAUAGAGAGUCCUGCGAAAGACCUGGAAGCCGUGUCUGCCGAGAAACCCAACACAAAGCCGAGCCCCACCACUCCUGCAUUCUCUUUUGGUUCAAAGCCUUUGACUUCUGCCAACACGGACGUCACAUCCAAGACUUUGCCGACCUCAUCCUCAACAGCUGAAGUGAGUGCCCAAAAGCCCACACUAAGUUUUGGUUUUGGAGAUGUGAAGCCUGCUUCAUCAUCAGGUGGAGUUCUUUUUGGUGCCAAGUCCAAGGCCGGUGAAUCUACUGUAGAUCCAUCCAGUAAGACCACGAAGCCUCUUUUCGGCUUCGGACAGGAAGGUGGCAACAAUGCAUCAAUGUUCACUUUUGGAUCAAAACCAAACACUGAUUCAACCUCUUCCAACCAGACUCAAACCGGCGAACCCCCCAAACCUGCCUUCCAUUUCGGGACAAAAACGGCUGAUGACAAGAACACUACCAUAAUGGAUCACUCCAGAAUUGGCCAAGCUGAUGCGAAUAAAUCCCACGCUGACGAGGGAAAUAACAAGUCUACCAAACCAAACCUCUUUGCUUUCAGUUCCAAACCGGCAGAGGGAAUUUCCUCGUUUGGUGCGAAUCCUGCAAUGUCAUUCAACACGAAAACCACUGUUAGCGAGACUUCAGCGCCAAAUACUCCUGCAUUCAACUUUGGCAUCAAUUCGUCACAUCAGACGGGAACUCCUGCUUUCAGCUUUGGUUCUAAAGCAUCAGAGCCUGUAUCCAAAAGCCAAGUCCCAGCCUUCAAUCUUGAAGCCAAAACCGCAAUUGGUGAAAGCGCAAAGUCCGCGUUUGACUUUGGCGUGAAGCAAUCUGAAGACAAAUUCGCAUCGCCAUUGUCACUUAGCACUGAACCUGACAAAUCAAAGUCGUCAGGUGAAAGUGCCAGCUUUAAUUUUCGCUCUAAGCCUAUUUCUGAUGAUCCUGUGCUGGCAUUGAACUUUGAAUCAAAAUCUCCACACAAUUUUCCUUCGUCUAGCUUAGACUCUAAGUCUAGCUCAAAUAUGCCAACAUUCAAGUUUGGAGCCGAAAAGCUUCCACACGAGUCAGCGUCGAUCAAGCCCGCUUUUACUUUUGGGGAGUUCAAUUCUCACAAAAAGUUGAACCUGAAAGAUCUCGCUUCGGAGAAGUCCGAUUAUGGUUUUGGCCAAGUGACACCUCACAUCGAUCCUAAUUCCCAAUCUGGAGCUAUGAUUAGAGAAGAAAAGCUGAAAGAACAGAGACCUGAGUUUGGCUUUGGAAUUCAAAAAACCGAGAAGCCGACGUCUACAUUUAGUUUUUCGACUAAACUUGCAGAAAAAAAAUCGGAAUCUACUCAACCUUCUUUCAGUUUCGGUGCCAACCAUACGAAAUACACACCCACUUUUAGUUUUGGAGCCAACUCCGCUAGUGAGAAAAAUGUUUCCGACCAAUCAGUUGCUGAACCCAGGACGCAGGUCAAAGUCGAUAUAGAAGCAUCAAAUGACAACCCUGUCGGUCAAAACCCUGCUCUCAGUGGUGAUACUCAGGUUUCAAAAGAAAAGCAACACAAUGGAGAUUCCAGGCCCUCAUUUGUGUCGAAAGCUACUGAAGGUGCUUUCAGUCUUGGCAAUAAAAAUACAAACGAUAUGCCUGUAAUUGAUCAUUCCAAACAAGAGCUUGCUAUUGGCACUAAAGCUCAAACAACAGGAACUUCGUUUGACACCAAGCCCUUAGAAUUAGAGACAAAUCAAGACAAAAAACUAUCUAGUCUUGAAGCCAACGCUUUUCCCACCAACCCUGCAUUAAAGCUUGAUGUUGAUCCAUCAGCUAAAGUGACACACAUGGAACCACCAAGCUUCAGUUUUGGCUCAAAACUGACAGACGUCAAGUCUACAUUCGGGUUUAACCCGCCAACUACGUGCCACGCUUUUGGCAUUUUCGGGAACGCAUCAAGCGACGCGGCCAAGAGUAAACCUGCAUUUGCUUUCGGAGCUAAACCCGGCGGCAAUACAAACGAAAUUCAAUCUAAAGAUCAAUCUUCGAAAGAAGAAGCACAAAGUUUAGCAUUCAGUUCCGGAUCGGUUGUUGACAACAGUGAUUUUGAGUUUGCUUGCAAUCCAAACCCGACCAUAAAUUUCGGAUCUAAAUCCUCUUCUACAGUAUCUCACAACCACCCGUUAGUGAAAGAUGAUAAUGAACGUACUUCAGAAACUUAUGAGUUUGGAAAAGUGCCUACCUUAGUUUCUCUGCUAAACCAAGAAAAAGUUAAGGAGUUCGAAAAACUGUUCCCAUUUUGA
Messenger RNA from Metschnikowia bicuspidata var. bicuspidata NRRL YB-4993, 3609 nucleotides. It is a transcript of the gene NUP60, whose product is annotated as FG-nucleoporin. Lineage: Eukaryota; Fungi; Ascomycota; Pichiomycetes; Serinales; Metschnikowiaceae. The transcript has a single exon. The record is from RefSeq and is a predicted model, not a curated record. The coding region runs from base 1 to 3609 and encodes 1202 amino acids.